AUGGCGCUCAGUGCUAUUAGGUUCUUUCGUUCUCCUGUUUAUCUACGAUAUAUGUUUUACAGUACUGAAAGUGCAGCAACAGUAACACACACCGGCCAGACGUUUUCACAUAAUGACCCGUCAGUGGCACGUUUUACCAUCAGUGACAAAUUGGUCAAUAAACAGUUCGCAGAAAAGCUGAUUGCAGAAGUUCCCCCGAUUGCUUGCAAAGAAAAUGUCAUCAGCUGCGAUGGCGGUAGUGGUGCACUUGGGCAUCCAAAAGUGUACAUUAACUUAAACUGGAAGAACACCUUGAAACGAACUCACAAACACGGGAAAACGAAUGCCCAAAUAUUAACGACAAAAGCUUUUCCCUCCUGUCGAUCAAGACUGGAAAUUCCUGGAUCAUUGUUUCAACUAGAUGCAACGCCAUUAGCGAAGAACCGCCAGCUUCCAUAAAAGUUGCAUGCCAAUCAGUUAUUUUCGUUCUACCUAACCCAAGAGACUCAUUCCACAUGGCAAUGAUUUUAGACUUGGCGGAAAUUGAAGAUUUAAAAAAGUUAUAUGGUCUGUACACCAAUUUUCCGUGUGAUGAAAUCGGUAAAGAAUGAUUCGAAAAUACAAAAUGUGUAGGAAGCCAGGGUUGAGGAAUCGGAGCGAAAGUUAACUUUAUUUUUUUGAGAAUAUGUGAUUUGAUUCCUUUCACAUAACUGUUAUUUGAAAAUACUGAAGGCCUUUUAGAAGAUUUAUGGGAAUAAGGUUUAAUCUCAAUGAAUGAAAUGAUAGAGUUACGAUCAUUCGAUCCUUCAAAAAGUUGACAUCUACAAUUUCCGAUCUUGAUGCUUGGUAAUUUACACGUUUUGAUGACAUGUUCUAAACGUUCUAAACAAAUUUGGUAUCCAAAUCGUUUGAUUGUACGGUCUUUUCUUCCUAAAAACCAUAAACACUUUCCACAUCCACCAUAGUGGACCAAAUCAGAAGUAGGCCAUGUACUCUGAGAAGGUAGUUGUGAAAGGGCGUACCGAAAUUCUUGAGUAGUAACAGUUGAUUCUUUAGGACGUAAUAUAUGAAACCCACCAUACUUACGAGAUAGUUCCAAUUCCCAAACAUUAUCCAUAUUAGAUGGUAUUAAUGAAAAACUGGUCCCUAGCAUCGGAAACCCAAGAGGUGAAGAUCCGCAUAAAGGAGGCGGACAUUCGCAGUGAAUGUCAUUGUUGAUGUGAUUUUCGUCAGAUGAACUGACUCUAAACAAAAAGGCCCACGAGGAGACUUCUGUAGUUCCAUAAAUAUUAAAGAGGAUAGAUUUGUGAUUUUUAAGACUACUGAGAUCAUUUAAAGGAAAUGGUUCUCCUCCAAGU
Molecule: messenger RNA, 1337 nt
Organism: Schistosoma turkestanicum
Lineage: Eukaryota; Metazoa; Platyhelminthes; Trematoda; Strigeidida; Schistosomatidae
Source: the annotation of a GenBank genome assembly